Molecule: messenger RNA, 540 nt
Organism: Macrosiphum euphorbiae (potato aphid)
Lineage: Eukaryota; Metazoa; Arthropoda; Insecta; Hemiptera; Aphididae
Source: the annotation of a GenBank genome assembly
AUGGCACCCAAAAUCAUGUUGCUGAUCACCUUGUCAGUUGCGUCCGCCGUGCUAGUCUCCGCCGCUUCCCCGCCGUUCCAAGAACGCAAAGCCAUAGUCGUUCUCAAGGGACCCGGCCAGGUGAGCGGUAACGUGACAUUUAUCCAGGCUAAUCGCGGUGGCCCGGUCACGAUAACCGGAGUGGUGUCCGGUCUUACCGAAGGACCGCACGGUUUCCACGUUCACGAGAAGGGAGACGUGACCAACGGAUGCAUAUCCACCGGAUCGCACUUCAACCCACAAGGGAACAAACACGGCGGUCCCAACGACGAGACCAGACACGCCGGAGACUUGGGCAACAUCCAAGCGGACAACACUGGUGUAGCACAGUUCUCUUACUCGGACUCUCUCAUCUCGCUGGUCGGCGCCCACAACAUCCUGGGUCGCGCCGUGGUCGUGCACGCUGACACCGACGACAUGGGCCGCGGAGGGUUCACCGACAGCCUGACCACCGGACACGCCGGUUCCAGGGUUGCGUGCGGAGUCAUCGGAAUCCUGUAG